Molecule: messenger RNA, 7879 nt
Organism: Salmo salar (Atlantic salmon)
Lineage: Eukaryota; Metazoa; Chordata; Actinopteri; Salmoniformes; Salmonidae
Source: RefSeq, a predicted model, not a curated record
ACCACUACAACUGCAGCACCUACUUCAACAACUACAACUGAAGCUCCUACGAUAACCACAACUGCAGCACCUGCUUCGACAACUACAAGUGAAGCUGCUACGACAACCACAACUUCAGCGCCUACAACGACAACUACAACGACAACUACAACACCUACUACGACAACUACAACACCAACUACGACAACCACAACACCUACUACAACAACCACAGCUGUAUCUCCUACGACAACAUCUGUAGCUCCUAUGACGACUACAACUGCAGCACCUACUUCAACAACCACUGCAGCUCUUACAACCACUACAUAUGCAGUUCCUACAACAACGACAACUGAAGCUCCUACGACAACCACAACGGCAGCUCUAACUACAACAUCUGUAGCUCCUACGUCCACUACAACAGCAGCACCUACUACAACAACUACAAAUGCAGCUCCUACGACAACCACAACUGCAGCUCCUACUACAACUUUAGAUCCCACGACCAUUACAACAGAAGCACCCACUACGACCACUACAAACGCAGCUCUUACGACAACCGCAACUGAUACUCCUACUACAACUUUAGAUACUACGACCACUACAACAGCAGCACCUACAACGACAACUGUAGCUCCAACGACAACCACAACUGUAGCUCCAAGUACAACUGUAGCUCCUACCACCACAACUACACCGCAUACUUCGACAACCGUAGCACCUACGACCACAACUACACCACCUACUUCGACAACCGCUGCAUCUGCUAAAAUAACUACAACUGACGCUCCUACAACACCAUCUGUAGCUCUUACAACCACUACAACUUCAGCACCUACUUCAACAACUACAACUGAAGCUCCUACGAUAACCACAACUGCAGCACCUGCUACGACAACUACAACUGAAGCUGCUACGACAACCACAACUUCAGCGCCUACUACGACAACUACAACACCUACUACGACAACACCUACUACGACAACCACAACUGUAGCACCUACGACAACAUCUGUAGCUCCUAUGACCACUACAAAUGCAGCACCUACUUCGACAACUACAAAUGCAGUUCCUACAACAACGACAACUGAAGCUCCUACGACAACCACAUACAACCGUAGCACCUACGACCACAACUACACCAUCUACUUCGACAACCGCUCUCCUAUUACCACUACAACUGCAGCAUCUACUUCAACAACCACUGCAGCUCUUACAACCCCUACAUCAGCAGCACCUACUUCAACAACUACAAAUGCAGUUCCUACAACAACGACAACUGAAGCUCCUAUGACAACCACAACUGCAGCUCCAACUGCAACAUCUGUAGCUCCUACGACCACUACAACAGCAGCAUCUACUACAACAACUACAAAUGCAGCUCCUACGACAACCACAACUGCAGCUCCUACUACAACUUUAGAUCCCACGACCAUUACAACAGAAGCACCCACUACGACCACUACAAACGCAGCUCUUACGACAACCGCAACUGAUACUCCUACUACAACUUUAGAUACUACGACCACUACAACAGCAGCACCUACAACGACAACUGUAGCUCCUACGACAACCACAACUGUAGCUCCAAGUACAACUGUAGCUCCUACCACCACAACUACACCACCUACUUCAACAACUACAACUGAAGCUCCUACGAUAACCACAACUGCAGCACCUGCUACGACAACUACAACUGAAGCUGCUACGACAACCACAACUUCAGUGCCUACUACGACAACUACAACACCUACUACAACACCUACUACGACAACUACAACACCUACUACGACAACUACAACACCUACUAUGACAACCACAACUGUAGCUCCUACGACAUCAUCUGUAGCUCCUUUGACCACUACAACUGCAGCACCUACUUCAACAACCACUGCAGCUCUUACAACCACUACAUCAGCAGCACCUACUUCGACAACUACAAAUGCAGUUCCUACAACAACGACAACUGAAGCUCCUACGACAACCACAACUGCAGCUCCAACUACAAUAUCUGUAGCUCCUACGUCCACUACAACAGCAGGAUCUACUACAACAACUACAAAUGCAGCUCCUACGACAACCACAACUGCAGCUCUUACUACAACUUUAGAUCCCACGACCAUUACAACAGAAGCACCCACGACGACCAUUACAAACACAGCUCCUACGACAACCGCAACUGAUACUCCUACUAAAACUUUAGAUACUACGACCACUACAACAGUAGCACCUACAACGACAACUGUAGCUCCUACGACAACCACAACUGUAGCUCCAAGUACAACUGUAGCUCCUACCACCACAACUACACCACCUACUUCAACAACUACAACUGAAGCUCCUACGAUAACCACAACUGCAGCACCUGCUACGACAACUACAACUGAAGCUGCUACGACAACCACAACUUCAGUGCCUACUACGACAUACAACUGUAGCUCCUACCACCACAACUACACCACACUUACUUCGACAACCGUAGCAACUACGACCACAACUACACCACCUACUUCGACAACCGCUGCAUCUGCUAAAAUAACUACAACUGAUGCUCCUACAACACCAUCUGUAGCUCUUACAACCACUACAACUGCAGCACCUACUUCAACAACUACAACUGAAGCUCCUACGAUAACCACAACUGCAGCACCUGCUACAAAAACUACAACUGAAGCAGCUAUGACAACCACAACUUCAGCGCCUACUACGACAACUACAACACCUACUACGACACCUACUACGACAACCACAACUGUAGCUCCUACGACAACAUCUGUAGCUCCUAUGACCACUACAACUGCAGCAUCUACUUCAACAACCACUGCAGCUCUUACAACCCCUACAUCAGCAGCACCUACUUCAACAACUACAAAUGCAGUUCCUACAACAACGACAACUGAAGCUCCUAUGACAACCACAACUGCAGCUCCAACUGCAACAUCUGUAGCUCCUACGACCACUACAACAGCAGCAUCUACUACAACAACUACAAAUGCAGCUCCUACGACAACCACAACUGCAGCUCCUACUACAACUUUAGAUCCCACGACCAUUACAACAGAAGCACCCACUACGACCACUACAAACGCAGCUCUUACGACAACCGCAACUGAUACUCCUACUACAACUUUAGAUACUACGACCACUACAACAGCAGCACCUACAACGACAACUGUAGCUCCUACGACAACCACAACUGUAGCUCCAAGUACAACUGUAGCUCCUACCACCACAACUACACCACCUACUUCAACAACUACAACAGAAGCUCCUACGAUAACCACAACUGCAGCACCUGCUACGACAACUACAACUGAAGCUGCUACGACAACCACAACUUCAGUGCCUACUACGACAACUACAACACCUACUACAACACCUACUACGACAACUACAACACCUACUACGACAACUACAACACCUACUAUGACAACCACAACUGUAGCUCCUACGACAUCAUCUGUAGCUCCUUUGACCACUACAACUGCAGCACCUACUUCAACAACCACUGCAGCUCUUACAACCACUACAUCAGCAGCACCUACUUCGACAACUACAAAUGCAGUUCCUACAACAACGACAACUGAAGCUCCUACGACAACCACAACUGCAGCUCCAACUACAAUAUCUGUAGCUCCUACGUCCACUACAACAGCAGGAUCUACUACAACAACUACAAAUGCAGCUCCUACGACAACCACAACUGCAGCUCUUACUACAACUUUAGAUCCCACGACCAUUACAACAGAAGCACCCACGACGACCAUUACAAACACAGCUCCUACGACAACCGCAACUGAUACUCCUACUAAAACUUUAGAUACUACGACCACUACAACAGUAGCACCUACAACGACAACUGUAGCUCCUACGACAACCACAACUGUAGCUCCAAGUACAACUGUAGCUCCUACCACCACAACUACACCACCUACUUCAACAACUACAACUGAAGCUCCUACGAUAACCACAACUGCAGCACCUGCUACGACAACUACAACUGAAGCUGCUACGACAACCACAACUUCAGUGCCUACUACGACAACUACAACACCUACUACGACAACACCUACUACGACAACCACAACUGUAGCUCCUACGACACCAUCUGUAGCUCCUAUGACCACUACAACUGCAGCACCUACUUCAACAACCACUGCAGCUCUUACAACCACUACAUCAGCAGCACCUACUUCGACAACUACAAAUGCAGUUCCUACAACAACGACAACUGAAGCUCCUAUGACAACCACAACGGCAGCUCUAACUACAACAUCUGUAGCUCCUACGACCACAACAGCAGCAUCUACUACAACAAAUACAAAUGCAGCUCCUACGACAACCACAACUGCAGCUCCUACUACAACUUUAGAUCCCACGACCAUUACAACAGAAGCACCCACUACGACCACUACAAACGCAGCUACUACGACAACCUCAACUGAUACUCCUACUGCAACUUUAGAUACUACGACCACUACAACAGCAGCACCUACAACGACAACUGUAGCUCCUACGACAACCACAACUGUAGCUCCAAGUACAACUGUAGCUCCUACCACCACAACUACACCACCUACUUCGACAACCGUAGCAACUACGACCACAACUACACCACCUACUUCGACAACCGCUGCAUCUGCUAAAAUAACUACAACUGACGCUCCUACAACACCAUCUGUAGCUCUUACAACCACUACAACUGCAGCACCUACUUCAACAACUACAACUGAAGCUCCUACGAUAACCACAACUGCAGCACCUGCUACAAAAACUACAACUGAAGCUGCUAUGACAACCACAACUUCAGCGCCUACUACGACAACUACAACACCUACUACGACACCUACUACGACAACCACAACUGAAGCUCCUACGACAUCAUCUGUAGCUCCUAUGACCACUACAACUGCAGCACCUACUUCAACAACCACUGCAGCUCUUACAACAACUACAUCAGCAGUUCCUACAACAAUGACAACUGAAGCUCCUACGACAACCACAACUGCAGCUCCAACUACAACAUCUGUAGCUCCUACAACCACUACAACAGCAGCACCUACUACAACAACUACAAAUGCAGCUCCUACGACAACCACAUCUGCAGCUCCUACUACAACUUUAGAUCCCACGACCAUUACAACAGAAGCACCCACGACGACCAUUACAAACGCAGCUCCUACGACAACCGCAACUGAUACUCCUACUACAACUUUAGAUACUACGACCACUACAACAGCAGCACCUACAACGACAACCACAACAGCAGCACCUACAACAACAACUGUAGCUUUUACGACAACAAAUAUGUCCCCAACCACUACAACGUCAGCAGCUACAGCGAAAAUCACUUCAGCUCCUACUACAACAACUGUAGCUCUUACAACCACUACGACUGCAGCACAUACUACAACAACUACAACUGAAGCGCCUAUGAUAACCACAACUGCAGCACCUACUACGACAAUUAUAACUGAAGCUGCUACGACAACCACAAUUGCAGCACCUAUUACGACAACUGCAGCACCUACUACGACAACUGCAGCACCUACUACGACAACCACACCACCUACUACGACAACCACAACACCUACUACGACAACCACAACACCUACUACGACAACCACAACUGUAGCUCCUACGACAACCACAACUGUAGCUCCAAGUGCAACAACUGUAGCUCCUACGACCACAACUACACCACCUACUUCGACAACCGCUGCAGCAUCUGCUAAAAUAACUGCAACUGACGCUCCUACACCAUAUGUAGCUCUUACAACCACUACAACUGCAGCACCUACUUUAACAACUACAACUGAAGCUCCUACGAUAACCACAACUGCAGCACCUACAACAACAACUGUAGCUUCUAUGACAACAAAUAUAUCCCCAACCACUACAACGUCAGCAGCUACAGCAAAAAUCACUUCAGCUCCUACUACAACAACUGUAGCUCUUACAACCACUACGACUGCAACACAUUCUACAACUACAACUAAAGCUACUACGACAACCACAACUGCAGCACCUACUACGACAACGACAACUGCAGCACCUACUACGACAAUGACAAAUGCAGUUCCUAUGACAACCACAACUGCAGCUCCUACUACAACAACUUUAGAUCGUACGACCACAACAACAGAAGCACCUACAACGACAACUGAAGGUCCUACGAUAACCACAACAACAUCUGUAGCUCCUUCGCCAACAACUGUAGCUCCUACGACCACUACAACUGCAUCAUCUACUUUGACAACCACUGCAGCACCUGCUACAAUAACUACAACUGAAGCCCCUAUGACAACCACAACACCUACUAUGGCCAUUACAACAGCAGCACCCAUAACAAGAACUGUAGCUCCUAUGAUCAAUACAACUUCAGCACCUACUUCGACAACCACUGCAGCACCUGCUACAAUAACUACAACUGCAGCUCUUACAACAACCACAACUGCAGCUAAAGCUACAACCAUAACUGCACCUCCUACUAUAACAUUUUUAGCUCUUAUGACCCCUACAUCAGCCGCACCUACAAUGAAAUCUGUUGCUCCUACAGCAACUGUUGCGCCUACAACCACUACAUCUACCAUACCUACAACAACAACUAAAGCUCUUACUCCAAUAACUGUAGCUCCUUCAACCAGCACCACAAAAGCUGCUAUGACAAUCAAUUCAGCUCUUACUAAAACAACCAUUGGUCCUACCACCCCUACAACUGCAGCAUCUACUACGACAACAACUACAGCUCUUACAACAACCACAAUUGCAGCUACUAUGAUAACUGCAGCUCCUACAAGUGCAACUGCAGCUCCUACAGAUGCAACUGCAGCUCCUACAGCUGCAACUCUUACAACUGCAUCUGCAGCUCCUACAACUGCAGAUGAUAAUGCUGCAUUAAUUAAAACAGCUGUAGCUCCUACAACCACUACAAUGGCAGGUCCUUCAACAACCACAACUCCAGCUCCUUCGACAACCACAACGAAAGCUGCUACAACAACCACAAAUAUAGCUGCUACAACCACCACAACAGCAGCACCCACAACGACAACUGUAGAAGCUACCACACCACCUCCUACUCUUUUGCUGACCACUCCUUUCAAUACCACAAGUGGAGGUUUUCCUGGCUGGGCUCUGGCCAUUAUCAUCCCUUGUGGCAUCGCUAUCAUUCUGGUACCCCUGUGGAUCCUGCUAUGUUGCAUUUUAUGUGGCGGAUGUGUAGCUAUAAGGAGACGCUGGCACAGACGCAGAUCUUACAAUGUACAGUACAGCAGAAGAAACGGUCUCUUCUGAGGUGACAACGCUAACAUCUCUGGCCUAUUGUAAUCACAAGAACAGCCAAUCAUCUAUAUCUGCUAAUCAUGGCACUUUAAUGCAUGGAAAAAUUACUUGACUACACAGCAUUGCAUCUGAGAAGAUCAAGUGAAAAUGUAUAAUAGGCUUAAAAGGCCACAUGUUUUUUGUGCAAUGUACUACUUUAUAUAUUAUGCAUCUGAAUGUUAAUCAAAGUUACAGCUGAGCUGAACAUAGUAUGUUAAUAUAUUUAUUAGUUAUGUCAUUUGUGGUUUCAAGCUGUGCUGUCCACUUACUAAAACAGUUAUCAUUUAUUUAUUUCAUGUAUAAUAAGCUUCAUUCCAAUAUUUAUUUUUUGUUUGUUAUUUCCUCUCUUGAUUAACUAUGAACUAAUUUAUUUUAAACUUCAAUACAGUACAUGUUUCUUCAACUUAUAGUUUGACAAAUGUAAUGAAAAUACAAACCAGUAUUAUGAUCAAAUUUUAUGUAAAGGUUUGACUGCAGGGUGAUUAUAGACAGCACAUGUACACAUCAAAAGUAGUCAAAAUUGUCCGACCUGGCACCUUAAUCUAUGCAAAACUUAUUAAAGACCAAGUUCAGUCAAAAA